UACAAUGGUCACUCAAACUUGUUUUGGCGGGUUGAAUUUGUAAACAAUGUUACAGGAAGUAAUCCAAUACAGCACUUUUUUCUUUUUGGCUUUGGUGUUUACAUACUGUACAGCUACGUUUUCGUUUGAAGAAGUAACAGCGCUCUUUAUUCCUCUUGGCAUUUUUUACGCCUUCGUUUUAUUUGGCCUAUUUCUUAUCGUCUUUAUCCUUGGCGAUUUAUUCUAAUGCAAGGCAUUUAAAAGACCGAAUUUCCUUAAAAGUCUCUGAAGGAAACUUUUUGAAAUAAACCAUGAGUUCAAAUUCCCCAGCUCAGUUUGUUCCAAGCACACCAAGGUUUCGAUUGUAUACCACGGAAGACGCUUGUGCCAACUCAUCUCCAGCAGCAGUUGUUCCAAGCAUGGGGCAGUCUUUAGACAGGACAACAGAUUCUAGCGAUGCUGCGGUUCCAAGGACUCCUGUUGCAGAACCAACACCGACAAGAACACCACAUAAUCACAGAUUUAGUGCAGUUCCACAGACACCAGUUUCGCGUUAUGCAAAUUAUAAGUUAGAAAACCUAUCAGAUCAACAGGUGCCUUCCACACCUAAAAGAAAUCAAAAUCCUACUUUUUCAACCCAUUCUGUAGCCACUGCAACAAAUAUACGGAGGGCUGAACGGCUUCACGGACCCAGGCGUAAACCACGCCGUAUUCUGCCUUCAUCAAUGGAACAAGACUCUCGUACCAUCAACUUCUUCAGUGGCGAGAAUAUUUUUUCCUAUUAAGAAUUAAAUGGGAUGAUGAAGAAUUAACUACAGCGCUGACAUUAAUCUCCAUAUACACAUGUAGUAAAUGUUAAACCCCCCCCCCAAUUUACAUUUAAGAAAAUGCAUCUGUGUAGAUGGAGUAUAGAUAAAGUGUAUUCACUUAAAAAGCUUCCAUUAUCGGUUACUGUAAUUAAAUACAAGGCUUGUAGUCUGGUGAUUUUUUUUUCGAUU
Molecule: messenger RNA, 977 nt
Organism: Saccostrea echinata
Lineage: Eukaryota; Metazoa; Mollusca; Bivalvia; Ostreida; Ostreidae
Exons: 4
Coding region: 291-764 (157 amino acids)
Source: RefSeq, a predicted model, not a curated record